Molecule: messenger RNA, 1044 nt
Organism: Eimeria necatrix
Lineage: Eukaryota; Apicomplexa; Conoidasida; Eucoccidiorida; Eimeriidae
Product: glutamine synthetase, putative
Exons: 3
Coding region: 1-1044 (347 amino acids)
Biological process (GO): nitrogen utilization
Cellular component (GO): membrane; cytoplasm
Molecular function (GO): glutamine synthetase activity
Source: RefSeq, a predicted model, not a curated record
AUGCUUUCUUGCAUGCAAAGUUUGGGGCUUUUUGCGGAGAAGCAUCACCACGAAGUGGGGGUUUGUCAGCACGAGUUGGGGCUGCGGUUUGCUGCGCUGGCAGCAGCAGCAGACGCAUGCAUGCUGCACAAGUAUGUUGUUAAAAACACCGCGCAUGCAUUUGGAGUUUCUGCAACUUUUCUUCCAAAACCCUUGCCAAAAGCUCCCGGAUCUGGCCUCCAUGUGCAUCUGUCUUUGUGGAAAAACAACUGCAAUAUCUUCGCCAAAAAACAGAAUUCUGCUGCUGCUGCUGCUGCUGCUGCUGCUGCUGCUGCUGCUGCUGCUGCGGCUGGGGAGGGCGGGAAGCGCGAGAGCGAGGCGCAGCAGCAAACGGAGGAGGAGGAGGGAGGGAAGCAGCAGCAGCAAACUGCUGCUGCUGCUGCUGCUGCUGCUGCUGCGGAGGGGGGGGAAGGCGCUGCUGCUGCUGCUGCUGCUGCUGCUGCAGCAGCAGACGCGCUGAGCGAGGAAGCAAAACAAGCAGCAGCAGGAAUUUUGCUGCAUGCAAAAGCUUUGGCAGCUUUUACAAAUCCUUCCACCAACUCUUACCGAAGACUUGUCCCUGGAUUCGAAGCCCCCACUUCCCUCACCUUCUCUCCAGCCAACCGGAGCGCGGCGAUUCGGGUGCCGGUGUGUCCGGGUGGGGGCGGGGAGAGCGCGCGGCUGGAGUUCCGGUGUCCAGACAGCUCGAGUUGCUCGUAUCUUUGCUUUUCUGCGGUCGUUUUGGCCGCAAUUGACGGAAUAAAAAGACAAUUGAGGCCUCCGGAAGCUCCGGAAUCGAAUUCUCCGUCUCCGGAGACCCCAAAUGGUGCUUUUGGCGACCAAAAUCUCCCCAAAAACCUCGCGGAAGCUCUCGACGCCCUCGAGCGCGACCACCAGUUCCUCCUCCAGGGCGGAGUCUUCACUGAAGACUUCAUAAAAGAUUACAUUUUAUUCAAAAGAGGAGAAUGCCAACUUGUGAAUUCAAUUCCGCAUCCGAAAGAAUUCGAGCUCUACUACCACUGCUGA